Messenger RNA from Mytilus trossulus (common blue mussel), 1483 nucleotides. RefSeq names its product arrestin domain-containing protein 4-like. Gene Ontology annotation, cellular component: cytoplasm. Bases 168 to 1307 code for a protein of 379 amino acids. The record is from RefSeq and is a predicted model, not a curated record. Lineage: Eukaryota; Metazoa; Mollusca; Bivalvia; Mytilida; Mytilidae. Gene Ontology annotation, biological process: protein transport. The transcript has 2 exons.
AUAACUCUUCAAAAGAAUUCCAAACCAGUUCUACAGCUCUAAAUAAAGCUACUUGUUUACCUGUGACAUCAAAGUAAAACUACCCAGGUGACUUAAUACACAAUUGGAAAUCUUAUUCAGUAAAGAACAGAAAUGAAUAAAGAUCAAUGUGAUAUAUACUGGUGACCAUGGGUACUGCUAUAGAAUCUUUAGAAGUAGACCUAGAACAUGAUAUAGAUGAACAGUACCAGUAUCAACCAGGUGAAAUACUACGAGGAUAUAUUUCUGUAACAACGUCUCGCCAAACUUUUAUCACAAAAAUCUAUAUUUCAAUAACAGGACAAGGUGCGGUAGCAUGGGAAGACCCCCAGUUUGGGUCAUUCAAUGCAAAUGAGGAAUAUAUCAAUGCUAAACACUCGGUGGAAGACAGAGGACUGAAUGAUCCAUUACUUCUUGUAAAAGGAGAACAUAAAUUUCCAUUUGAAUAUCAACUUCCCGAUAAUCUCCCUUCCUCUUUCAUUGGAAAAUUCGGUAGUGUGACUUAUGUCCUCAAAGUAAUUGUAAAUGGUGAAAAAAGUGAGACUAAUAUUACAAGUGAACCAUUUCUGGUAAUAAGGAAAGCAGAGAUUCCGGAAACAUCACGAAAAUCUGAAAGCAGGUCAAUGGAACAACGAUUUUGGGGCCUGUGUUCAACUGGAAAAAUAAAAUUUGAUAUUACAAUCGAUAAAGUGGGUGUUUGUCCGGGAGAAGAUAUUUACAUUCAAGCUGAAGUUGCUAAUACAAGUCCUCUAUAUAUAACAGCUGUUCAGGCAUCUAUUGUAAUGAACACUCUAUACCAUGCACGUAAAAAACUUAUUCCCUUCCGUCAAGUUGUAAAUAAAAGACGUGACGAACAGGAAAUGACAGAGGGAGAUGGGCGCAAGUGGCAUAAUGUACGAUUGACAGUGCCACCAUAUAUACCAGAAUCAAACUUGGAUUACUGUGAUAUUAUAGAAAUAUCUUAUUCUUUCCAAUUCAGGGUGGAAAUAUCAGGAGGAAAAGAAUUACGAACAGAAAUUCCAUUAUUAAUAGGAUCCAAGCCAAAAGGAUUAGAAAUUCCAACUACACACAAUCCAUUACUUAACAAAAACUGGGGCAGUCCAGGUGACGAUAUCAUAAAUAACGGAAAUAAUCAACAUGAAGUAGAUUACAGUCAUGAGGCAAAUGAAUGGCAUCGUGGGAUUGUUCCUGAAUUACGACCUUUUGACACCACAAUGAAGAAUCCUUUGUUUGAAAAUACAGGAAAAGCUGAUUUACCAGAAGAAAUCAUUGAAAGUUCUAGACUUUGAUCAAAAUACUUUUUAGUAAUAACAUUUUUGAAUUAAUGUUCAGUUCAGCAGGUUCACUCAAAGCUAUCAAACUGACUUAUUUUCUUAAAAUUUGAGGAAACUGCUGGAAAUGAAAAUAUCAAGGUAGCCAAAACUAUCACUAAUAAUAUAAAUGGUGCUUUAUUUAAAUUAUUUUU